Messenger RNA from Cutaneotrichosporon oleaginosum, 585 nucleotides. RefSeq lists its product as uncharacterized. Gene Ontology annotation, cellular component: membrane; mitochondrion; cytoplasm. The record is from RefSeq and is a predicted model, not a curated record. NCBI's taxonomy places the organism in Eukaryota, Fungi, Basidiomycota, Tremellomycetes, Trichosporonales, Trichosporonaceae.
AUGGCUUCCAUCCUCCGUUCCUAUGGCGGCUUCAUGACCCGCAGGCCCUUUCUCGGCAACAUUGCGUCCGCAAUCGUGCUGUUUGGUGCUGGAGAUAUGCUCGCGCAACAAGCCGUCGAGAAGAAGGGAUGGGACAAGCACGACUGGGCGCGGACUGGCCGCACUGUCACAUGGGGAGGCGCGUUCUACGCUCCAGUGGCGACCGCCUGGUUCCAGGUCCUCAACAAGGUCCCCAUGACCAACAAGAUCAAAGGCACUGCCAUCCGUGUCGGGCUGGAUCAGUUCGUGGCAGCGCCGAUUGUCCUUUCUUGUUUCUACACCGUCAUGACCCUGCUGGAAGGCAAGUCUUUGGCGGCGGCGAAGGACAAGGUGGAGAAGAACAUCCGACCUACGCUCACCACCAACUGGUCGAUCUUCAUUCCUGUCCAGGCCAUCAACCAAAGCAUUGUUCCCCUUCAGUACCGCCUCGUCAUGGUCAACGUCGUCAACCUCUUCUUCAACACGUACCUCUCUUUGCAGAAUGCCAAGGGUCACGACAGCGAGCCCGCGCCGCAGCGCAAGGCCGAGCUUGCCACCAUGUCUUAA